AUGGAUCCGUUGUCAAUGACGGCCAGCAUUAUUGCUGUAUUACAGCUCACAUCAACCCUCACAAGCUACAUCAACGAGGCAAGAAAUGCAACAGCAGAGCAGAAGAAGGUGGCAGUUGAGGCUGGUAAUCUCUACGGUCUCUUGACCAAUCUGCGCUUUCAAGUAGAAGAAGCCCGAUUCAACGAUCCUUGGUUCAAUCAAGUGAAGCUGUUGGGAGUUCCAAAUGGUCCGCUCGACCAGUUCAAAGGUGUUCUUGAGUCCAUGGUAAAACAAUUGCCGACAUCUAGGAAAAGAGACCAAGUCAAAUCAGCACUAUUGUGGAAAUUCACCAAAAAGGAAGUAGAAGAUGCAUUGGCUCGAAUGGAACGGUUGAAGACGCUCAUCAGCUGCGCCCUGACAAAUGACUUGAUGGCCUUGUCAAGAGCGAUCCAUGAGGAUUUGGAGACGGUACGAGAACAGAAUGAACAACUUUGCACGCGGAUGGACCGCCUGCAAAUCCGCGCGGAUCAGGAACUGCAGGAUAAAUUGUCGAAAUGGUUGAACAUACCAGAUCCGUCCACAAACUACCACGCAGCGCUGCAGAAGCGACACCCUGAGACGGGGCAGUGGCUCCUCAGCGGUCAACGCUUCACUGAGUGGAAAAGCUCGACGUCAUCAUUGAUGUGGCUCCACGGUAGUGCGGGCUGCGGCAAGACCAUCUUAAGCGCUGCAUCGUUACACAAUAUUCUUCAGCAUAAGGAGUCUUACCCCGAUACGAUAGUGAGCUACUUUUAUUUCGAUUUCAAUGAUGCAGCGAAACAGUCCUCUGAAAAGGCUAUUCGAUCAUUAUUAUUCCAGGCUGCUCUACAGGCUAACGACAUCCUCCACGAUCUUGAAACACUAUAUAAUCAAUACAGUGGCGGACAGCAGCAGCCCGCAGAAGACAGUAUUCACUCACUGCUUAAAAAAGCAAUGGUUCGUUCAGGAGUGAAAUACAUCAUUCUAGAUGCUUUGGAUGAAUGUAUAGACCGUGAAGGUCUAUUACCUUUUAUUCGAGAAGUGGCAACGUCCCAACUACGAGAUCUCCAUAUCUUGGCCACGAGUCGUCGGGAGAAGGACAUUGAAGACGAAUUGAGUCCGGUUGCGGACCACAAUAUCAACAUUCAAAGUGCCAUUGUAGACGAGGAUAUACGUAUCUACAUUCGCGAUCGGAUAGCCAUCGACGCGAGGCUGAAGAAGUGGCCAGUGUCGGUGCAGAAUGAAAUCAUGACGGCGUUGAUGGAGAAGGCCGGUGGAAUGUUUCGAUGGGUAUUUUGUCAACUUGAGUCUAUUCGCCAGUGUAUCCAGUUGAAGGCGCUGAGAAAGGCGCUAUCGUCCCUCCCAAAGACGCUAGAUGAGACGUAUAAUCGAAUACUACAAAGUCUCGAUUCAGCCGGGCAGCUUCAGAAUGCUAUUAAAGCCUUGCAAUGGCUCUGUUUCUCGAACCGCCCUCUCGAGUUAGCAGAAAUGGUCGAGAUUCUCGCCAUAGAGACUGGAGAUCAAGGGGGAUUUGAUCCGGAGGAACGGCUUCCUGAUCCCAUGGAUGUUAUGGUUGUCUGUUCUACCCUGAUUGUCUUGAAUCCCAUUAAUAGCAACGGAGAUUUCUGGGAAGACAGUGACACAGACAACGUCGUCUCAGUGGAUGGGAGUGACAAAGACGCUGACCGGAUGCAAAUUCGGUUGGCACAUUUUUCUGUCAAGGAAUUCUUCCUGUCUGACCGCUGUGCGUUUCGUCAGAGUUUUCAGUCACAAGUCUGCCACUCUAUUGUUGCAGAAGGUUGCCUGCGUUACUUGCUCCAUCUUUGUCACGAUGGACCCUUGACUGAAGAUCUCGUCGCGCAGUAUGCCCUGACGAGAUACGCGGUGGAGGAGUGGUGGCAGCACCUGCAGACCAUCAGCCGCAUUAUUGACGGGACACUUCUUGACGGGACACUUCUGCAACUUACCUUACGGUUCCUCACGGAUGUGGAUGCCUCCCUACUUUCAUGGGUACAACUUUACGAUAUCGAUAGCCCAAAAGGAAGGAUGGAUUUCUCGGUAAAAGCCGAGGAUGUGGCUCAGCCUCUAUAUUAUGCGGCAGAUAUAGGUGUUCCUACAGUUGUUAAGGAGAUCCUGGGACGAAAUAUCGACGUCAAUGCAGAAGGGGGACACUACGGCACUGCGCUACAGGCGGCAUCAGGUCGAGGCCACGAGGCGGUGGUGCAGAUACUGCUGGACGCGGGGGCGGACGUCAACGCGCAAGAGGAAUACUACAGCACUGCGCUAAAGUUAGCAUCAUAUCAAGACCACGAGGCGAUAGUGUAG
Cladophialophora immunda is the source of this 2322-nucleotide messenger RNA. RefSeq lists its product as uncharacterized. The transcript is spliced from 7 exons. The record is from RefSeq and is a predicted model, not a curated record. Lineage: Eukaryota; Fungi; Ascomycota; Eurotiomycetes; Chaetothyriales; Herpotrichiellaceae. The coding region runs from base 1 to 2322 and encodes 773 amino acids. Gene Ontology annotation, molecular function: protein binding.